This is a messenger RNA of Miscanthus lutarioriparius, 2421 nucleotides long. The record is from the annotation of a GenBank genome assembly. NCBI's taxonomy places the organism in Eukaryota, Viridiplantae, Streptophyta, Magnoliopsida, Poales, Poaceae.
AUGGCGCGCUGGCUGCAGUCCGCAGGCCUGCAGCACCUCGCGGCGUCCUCGGCCGCGGGUGGGGCCGGGGCCGGCGACAUCCGCGGCGGUGGUCUCAGCGGCGUUGGUGGCGGCGGCCUUCUCCCGAGUCUUAUGCAGGGAUAUGGGCCACAAUCAAUCGAGGAAAAACAGAAGCUUUAUACAUUAUUGAGGAGCCUAAAUUUUAAUGGCGAAUUAGCAUCUGCAUCUAUAUCCGAGCCCUAUACUCCAACAGGACAGAGCUUUUCUGGUGGUGCUCCUGUAGAUGGAUUUUAUUCACCUGAACUUAGAGGUGAAUUUGGGGCUGGCCUUUUGGAUCUUCAUGCAAUGGAUGACAGCGAGCUUCUUUCUGAGAAUGCUGCAUCAGAACCAUUUGAGCCUUCGCCUUUUAUGCCAAAAGAAAUGGAUGACGACGACGAUGACGUAAUAACAGAAAACCAGCAAGGGCUAGUAGACAACCGGAGUAGUGCCUUCACCAACGAAAAAGAGAACACUGUGGUCGGUGCUAGAGAAAGUAAUGUAGCAAAGAUUAAAGUCGUGGUAAGGAAAAGACCUCUGAACAAAAAGGAGGUAUCUCGAAAAGAGGAAGACAUCAUAGAUGUACACAAUUCUCAAUUCUUGACUGUCCAUGAACCUAAACUAAAGGUGGAUUUGACAGCUUAUGUGGAAAAGCAUGAUUUCUGCUUUGACACUGUCUUGGACGAGAAUGUAACUAAUGAUGAGGUGUACCGUGAGACUGUGGAGCCUAUUAUACCAAUAAUUUUCCAAAGGACAAAAGCAACAUGCUUUGCAUAUGGCCAGACAGGCAGUGGCAAAACCUAUACAAUGCAACCCCUACCUCUUAGAGCUGCACAUGAUAUGGUUCGUCUUUUACAUCAACCUAUGUAUCGGAAUCAACAUUUCAAGUUGUGGCUCAGCUACUUUGAAAUUUAUGGUGGCAAACUCUUCGAUCUUCUCAGCGAAAGGAGGCAACUCUUAAUGAGAGAAGAUGGAAAGAAACAGGUCUGUAUUGUUGGUUUACAGGAGUUUGAGGUUUCUGAUGUCCAGAUUGUCAAAGAAUACAUUGAGAAAGGAAAUGCUGCAAGAAGCACAGGCACAACUGGAGCCAAUGAAGAGUCAUCACGAUCUCAUGCUAUUCUGCAAUUGGCUGUGAAAAAGCAUAUCCCAGUUACUGAAACCCGGAGACAGAGAGACCGAGAUGCUAUUGAAGCAAAGAAUACAAAGCUUGUGGGGAAAAUGUCAUUCAUUGAUCUUGCUGGAAGUGAGCGUGGUGCUGAUACAACAGAUAAUGACAAACAAACAAGAAUUGAGGGUGCAGAGAUCAACAAGAGCCUUUUGGCUCUCAAGGAAUGUAUCCGGGCACUGGAUAAUGAUCAAAUACACAUUCCUUUCAGAGGAAGCAAACUAACAGAGGUGCUUCGGGACUCCUUUGUUGGAAACUCUCGAACAGUGAUGAUUUCUUGUGUUUCACCAAGUUCAGGUUCAUGUGAACACACACUGAAUACCUUAAGAUACGCCGACAGGGUUAAAAGUCUUUCAAAAGGUGGUAACACAAAAAAGGAGCAGUUUGCUGCGCAGUCUGUAUCAUCAGGCAAGGAAUCUACCUACACACCAUACCCUUUAUCAUGUGAAGCUGAAGAGACUAUGGAGCAGACUCAAGAAUUUAGGCCUGUUGAUUCUUCUAGGAAAGGUGUUGACAGUUUCACUUCCAAUUCUUCUGUGGAACCUGAGAGAAACUCCUAUAGUACGAUUCCAAGCUAUCCACAUAGAAGAAAAGAAGAAACUAGUACUAGAUCUGGUUUGAAUGAUAGGGAGAGAGGGGACUUGAAAUCUAACCAGGCUGGUUUUAAUAGUAAAACACAGUCAGUUCAGGAAUCAAUAAAUUCACAAGAAGAGGUGAAAGUGACAAAAGUCUCACCGCCCUGGAGAAAAGCUAACAGGGAUGAGAAAUCAGAAAGGCAGGUCAACUACAUGAAAAAAGAAAGUGGACCUGAAACUAGUCGGACUGUUGUUAAGCAGCAACAGCAACUUAAACAGCAGCAGCUGCAAAGACCAUCAUCAACCUCAGCAUCACAGGUUUCAUCCAAGCAAUCUGAAAAGGAAGAUAUGGAAAUAAAUGCAGUACUUGAGGAAGAGGCGCUGAUAGCAGCUCACAGAAAGGAAAUUGAAAGUACAAUGGAGAUGGUGCGGGAAGAGAUGAACCUAUUAGCAGAGGUCGAUCAGCCAGGUAGUCUUAUUGACAACUACGUGGCGCAGCUAAGCUUUUUGUUGUCACGGAAGGCUUCUGGUUUGAAGCCCCGGAUAUUGGAAUAUUAUAUCAUGGCCUCCAACAUCGCCUUAAAAGAAGGGAAGGACGGACAGGAUCUCAGGGUGAUUAGGCUGGGAGAUGGAAAUGUGGGCUGA